Rhagoletis zephyria (snowberry fruit fly) is the source of this 1485-nucleotide messenger RNA. Lineage: Eukaryota; Metazoa; Arthropoda; Insecta; Diptera; Tephritidae. The record is from RefSeq and is a predicted model, not a curated record.
AUGAAAACCAUCUCCAAUACGAUUUUGGUCACCCUCUUCUUCUUCAUUAUCUACCUUUCCACUUCAGCAACAGCAGCCAACCAAGAUACAGUGUUUUCCGAUGGAGAAGAUGAAAAGACGGACAGCGGCCUCUUCACCAACGACCCCUACGUGAUCUCGCUGAACGAGCGAAACCUGGCGGCGAACCUCUUCGGGCAGACGGAGGCAACGGUGGCGAUGUUCUACGCCAGCUGGUGCGGCCACUGCCAGCACACGGCGCCCAUCUUCAGCGCUCUGGCGGCGACGAUGGCGCCCUGGCGGGCGGCGACAAUACUAGAUCUACUCAACUGGCGCAGUGUCGUCCGCCUGAAGCGCUUCUACGAUCGAACUGACUCGCUGGCCGAGUCGCUGGCCACCAUUCACGUCACACUGCCGGCGAUUCUGGAGGUCAGCGUCGAUCGCUGUACGUUCCAACCGGUCAUGAACUCCGGCCAGUCGAUGGCGGCGCUGAAGAACGACUUUGAACGACGAAUCUGGUCAAAGUACCCCAGUCCUGAUCCAGAUCACAACAGCAACCGCAACCUCCCCAUCCCCAACAACAACAAAGCUAAGAAUGACACCAAAGCUAACCAGAAGGUGGUUCGCUACCGCCUGAGCUACAUUGACCUCUACAACACCAUGCGCACCUCCAUCCUCGACGAGAUGCUCAAAGUGGAGCCGUACGAGGAGCACCACGUCCACGCCAUCAAGCAGUACUUCUCCGUCGUCUACCGGUACUUUCCCUUUCGAAAUGAAAACGUCCGCCGCCUUUUCAAGCGCAUGAACAUGUGGCUCGACCACCAUGACGUCACUAACAUGAACCGAGUGCGCCUACGCGAGGCGGUCAAGAUCAGCGACGGCUUUCUUUGGCCCACGGAAAGUUACCGCUUCUGCAAUGGCAGCGAGCCGAAGUACCGCGGCUAUCCCUGCGGCAUGUGGGUGCUCUUUCACGUGCUGACGGUCAACGAGUACCUGCGCCCGCCGCAGGGCGGCGUCAAGCACGAGGUGCUCUACAUGAUGCGCAACUACACCUCCGCCUUCUUCAGCUGCAAACAGUGCGCGGCCCAUUUUGUGGCCGCCACGCGGGAGAUGGCCGCCGAGCUGACGACGGCCAACGCCAGCGUCCUCCUCCUCUGGCGGCUGCACAACCAGGUCAACCAGCGCCUGGAGGGCGACCCCUUCACCGAGGAUCCCUUCCACCCGAAGGCGCUCUUUCCCGGCGUUCGUCUCUGUCCCGCCUGCUUCUCCAACGGUUCCAGCACCAGCUAUGGGGCGAUCGAAGCAGGAGGUACCGGUGGCCAAUUUGAGCUGCCCGCAGUGCUCGAAUUUCUCACUGACUUCUACGCCAAAAAGUCCAUCUCCAAUAGUGGCUACAGCGUCGGCGUCGGCGGGAACCCGUGCUUCUCCGUUUCCUACGUGUGGAUGUUGUCCUUGGUGGCGCUGCUGCGACUAGUGAGCACUGUUUAG